CGGUUCUAAAUUUAAACGACCUCGCCAUGCGCCCGCGCACUAUUCGCCGCGCAAAAAUCAAACGUAGCUCAUAUUAUAUUUUUCGAACUCGACCCUUUCGAUACCCGGUGUUAUCCCGGAGGAUAUCAUAUCCUGGACAUUCCCGAUGAAAAUGUUGAAGUGAUGUGAUUUUGAAUACGACAAAAUGAAGUUUACUAUUGACGUGCUCGGGGUGUUUUUGAAAAUUGUUAUUAGGGUGAACAAGGCUACCUUCGCACCACUAGUGGUAUCAACCCUCUUCAUACUUCUCACGUCCAUACUAGCGCACUGCGCGCGGCGCCUGGUGCAGACCAUAGUUAAGGACCCGUUCGUUCGAGUGUUGUUUGAGGAAGCGAUCGCUGCUGCAGAAUUAUGUGGUUGCUGUUUUGAACUUAUUGUUGUGGCAGACAACUUUGGUGUAGCGACCUAUGCAUUGUUUCUGUUUCUAUUGACAAUAUGGUGGUCAUUAAAUUGGGGGGAGGCGACGGCGUGCCCGUACACACAUAUUGAAGACAUUAUUGAAGGAAGGACGGACAUUCGUAAAGCAGUGCUGAAGACGUGGGCGGAGCUGGGCGGCGGAUUGUUGGUGUUCAAAUACGUUCAGAUGUACUGGGCUCUGGAGAUCUCUGACACGCACAAAGACAAGGCCAUUGAGGACUGCACGGCUGAUUUACAGGUGCCAGUGCUUUAUGGUGCCUUGGUGGAAGGUGUAGCGACUUGUAUCUGCAGAUUAGCGUCCAGGGCGUUGGGAGAUAUCAACCCACGUUUCGCCACUGCAAUCGACGCAUUUGUGGGCACCUCGUUGGUUGUCGCUGCAUUCGAUUAUUCCGGUGGAUAUUUUAAUCCAGUGCUGGCAACAUCGUUGAAAGCCGGCUGCCACGGCCACACGCUCACUGAGCAUGCAACAGUCUACUGGGCUGGAGCAUGUGCAGGGUCCAUCAUGUCCGUGUAUCUGUACAAACUGCCUGCAAUACAGCAAUUUGUCAGAGGAACGACUGAAACGGAGGUCAACGGAGAUAGCAUUUGGGCAGGAAAAGAAGAUUAAAAUUAUAUUUCCAAUCCGAUUCAUAUAUUGUAUGUCUUAAUUGGAAUAUCGAUGUAAAUACUAUUUUUUUAACGUCAAUAUGGGAUUGUUUUUUUUGUUAUCAGUACCUACGCGGGAAUAUAUUGCAAACGCUAAUUAAACAAAUAAA
Messenger RNA from Zerene cesonia (dogface butterfly), 1211 nucleotides. RefSeq names its product aquaporin-11 (gene AQP). The coding region runs from base 185 to 1063 and encodes 292 amino acids. Gene Ontology annotation, cellular component: cytoplasm. Lineage: Eukaryota; Metazoa; Arthropoda; Insecta; Lepidoptera; Pieridae. The transcript is spliced from 7 exons. The record is from RefSeq and is a predicted model, not a curated record. Gene Ontology annotation, molecular function: channel activity.